This is a messenger RNA of Dipodomys ordii (Ord's kangaroo rat), 4068 nucleotides long. RefSeq names its product ring finger protein 214 (gene Rnf214). The transcript has 15 exons. Gene Ontology annotation, molecular function: ubiquitin-protein transferase activity. Lineage: Eukaryota; Metazoa; Chordata; Mammalia; Rodentia; Heteromyidae. Bases 89 to 2197 code for a protein of 702 amino acids. The record is from RefSeq and is a predicted model, not a curated record.
CCUUGUCCUGUGGCUCUGUGGAUGGGGCACCGGUGACCCCCGAGACUGGACUGUCGAGGCAGAAUGUUUGCCUCUGUGAGAGCAGCAAAUGGUACAGGGCACCAUGGCGGCUUCUGAGGUAGCUGGACUUGGGGCCAAUGCACCUAGUCCUCCAGAAUCCAAAUCAGAUGAAGGGCUCCCUGAUGCUCUAAGCCCCAAAGACCCUCCACAGAAGCAGAAGAACUCGCCUCCAUCAACUGUAAAUAGCCACAUGAUAAUGAAGGAGAAUAACAGAAAUGUACGUGUGGAUCACCCCGAGCAGAAUCCUGGUUCAUCAGCGGGUGACCCUGCAGCAGCACACCAGGAGGCUUUAGGAGAGAACUUGGUAGCCACAGCCCUUUGUCUUUCUGGCAGUGGCUCUCAGUCUGAUUUGAAGGACUUGGCCACCACAGCAGGAGAGGAAGGAGACAUGAGCCUCCAGGAGAGCUUCCAUCCGGUCAAUCGGUCUCUUAAGGCAGGGUGCCAUACAAAGCAGCUUGCCUCCAGGAAUUGUUCAGAAGAGAAAUCCCCACAAGCCUCCAUCCUAAAAGAAGCUAGCAGAGACACAGGCUUGGAUUUCCAACCUGGAGUGCCUCCAGCAAAUGGGGUUGAAGGAGUCCAAGUGGAGCCGGAGGAUGAUCAGGACAGCUCUUCCCUGAAGCUUUCUCAGAACAUUGCUGUGCAGACUGACUUUAAGACGACGGAUUCAGAGGUAAACACAGAUCAAGAUAUUGAAAAGAAUUUGGACAAAAUGAUGACAGAAAGAACUCUGUUGAAGGAACGUUACCAGGAAGUCCUGGACAAGCAGAGACAGGUGGAGAAUCAGCUCCAAGUGCAACUAAAACAACUGCAGCAAAGGAGAGAGGAAGAAAUGAAGAAUCACCAGGAGAUACUGAAGGCUAUUCAGGAUGUGACCAUAAAGCGGGAAGAAACAAAGAAGAAAAUAGAGAAAGAAAAAAAGGAGUUUUUGCAGAAAGAGCAGGAUCUGAAAGCUGAAAUUGAGAAGCUUUGUGAGAAAGGCAGAAGGGAAGUGUGGGAAAUGGAACUGGAUAGACUUAAGAAUCAGGAUGGUGAAAUUAAUCGUAACAUUAUGGAAGAGACAGAACGAGCCUGGAAGGCGGAGAUCUUAUCACUAGAGAGCCGGAAAGAGUUGCUAGUAUUGAAACUAGAAGAAGCAGAAAAAGAAGCAGAGCUACAUCUUACUUACCUCAAGUCAACUCCUCCAACACUGGAAACAGUUCGUUCCAAACAGGAGUGGGAAACAAGACUGAAUGGAGUUCGGAUGAUGAAGAAGAAUGUCCGUGACCAAUUUAAUAGUCAUAUCCAGCUAGUGAGGAAUGGAGCCAAGCUAAGCAGCCUUCCUCAAAUCCCCACCCCCACUUUGCCUCCGCCCCCCUCAGAGACAGACUUCAUGCUUCAAGUGUUUCAACCCAGUCCCUCCCUGGCUCCUCGGAUGCCCUUCUCCAUUGGGCAGGUCACAAUGCCCAUGGUUAUGCCCAGUGCAGAUCCUCGUUCCUUGUCUUUCCCAAUCCUGAACCCUGCCCUGUCACAGUCCAACCAGCCUUCCCCACCCCUCCCUGGCUCCCAUGGGAGAAAUAGCCCUGGUCUGGGUUCCCUUGUCAGCCCCCACAGUCCACACAUGCCCCCUGCCGCCUCCAUCCCGCCUCCCCCAGGCUUGGGCGGUGUUAAGGCUUCUACUGAAACUUCCCGACCCCAACCAGUAGACAAACUGGAGAAGAUCCUGGAGAAGCUGCUGACUCGGUUCCCACAGUGUAAUAAGGCCCAGCUGACCAACAUUCUUCAGCAGAUCAAGACAGCACGCACCACCAUGGCUGGCCUGACCAUGGAGGAGCUGAUCCAGCUGGUAGCUGCACGGCUGGCAGAGCAUGAGCGGGCAGCAGCAAGUACUCAGCCACUUGGUCGGAUCCGGGCCUUGUAUCCUGCCCCAUUGACCCAAAUCAGUACCCCAAUGUUCCUGCCUUCUGCCCAGGUUUCAUAUUCUGGAAGGUCUUCACAGGCUCCAGCCACUUGUAAGCUGUGUCUGAUGUGCCAGAAACUUGUCCAGCCCAGUGAGCUGCACCCAAUGGCGUGUACCCAUGUAUUGCACAAGGAGUGUAUCAAAUUCUGGGCCCAGACCAACACAAAUGACACUUGUCCCUUUUGUCCAACUCUUAAAUGACUGACCUGUCUGAGCAGGAAGAAGAGGAGAAACUGAUGUGAGCAGGAAGCACGGGUUGGAGAUUUCUAAAACUCUAUAUUUAUACAGUGAUAUAUACUCAUGCCAUGUACAUUUUUAUUCUAUAGGUAAUGUGUGUAUAGAAAGUCUGUAUUCAGAUGUUCGUAAAUGAAAAUAUGUAUAUAACGCAGAAAUAUUGUUUCCCCCUCAUCUUGCAGUCCUUUUGGGGGAGGCAGAUUGUAGAGAAGAUGUUGUUUAGUUUGGCCUCAAAAUUAUGAUAUCCUGUUUUCAAAUACAUCUAGGAAGCUGCUGUAGCUCUAAGGCCAUCCUGCUUUGGUUUGGCUCAGCCCCUAGUCCAUUUUCUUAAGGCUCAUGUGUGCAGAUUUGCAGCCUGGUGCUCACCUGCUGUCCAACCAGAUGCCUUGCUUGUGGAGAGCCUCUGGAAGCCUCAGUGUUGUAGCCGUUCCACUCUGAACAGAUAAAAUAAGACUCAUGAAGGGAAAAAUGUAAUCCUAGUAGUUUGACUUCUCAUUGAAUAUUUUACUGUGUUAAUGCUCAUUAUUUAUACAUAGACAUCGGGUUUACAGAAUAUUGUUUUACAUCAACAAAAUUCACAGUCCAAGAAUAACAAUAUAACCAGGUCCCAUUUCCCCCACAAGCUUCUGUCCACCCCAUUUCCUGGGUAGUAAUUAGCACAACCAACAGGUUUUUCCCAGGCUAAGCCAUUCCUUUUGGUCACUGACUUGGCUUCCACUCAAGGUCUGAAAAAUGCAGCCUUGCGAAGUCCUCACCCCUACCCAUUCCUCUGGUCUGCUAGUCUGGCUAAACCCCCAACACCCCUCAAAGGUUAAGGCAGUUGGUUUACAACCAAGUUGUUGGGUGACCUUGGGUGAGCUCCUGACAGGCACUGGGGUGAGAUGUCUGUGCAGUUACUUGCCAAAUAUUAUCUUGGGAUGCUGGGUUAAUUUUUGGAGCAAGAAAGCUAUGGGGGGUGGGAAGGGAGGGAGGAGGUAGAACGCGAGGGUAUAGUAUGUUUCCUGUCCUGGGAAAAAUAGAAAACAAAGUGAUGAAAAAGGGUGGUGCGGGACUUUAUGGUUAAUGUGGAACUGGGUCAUUUUUCUACCUUUGCUUAUUAAGCACUUCCAUUUUCUAGGUUUUAUACCUGGGAAGGCAAUAGCUCUAAUAGAGCUUUAAAUCUUUUUUUAUUGCUAGAGGACAUAGCUUUAGCUCCCUUCUCUUUUAGAAUUAAACAAGUAACUAUAAAGUGUUACUGGCUCCAGGGGAACAGUAUCCCUGUUAUUAGCGAUCAAAUUUUCCCAUUCUGAGUUGUGGAAAAGUUCAUUGGUUCUAGUAAUAUGUAUCCGGGUAGCAAAGACUUCCUUUCAGAUCCACCUAAAUUCUCUGUUCUUGUUACCUUCUUUCUCUUUUGUCUCUCAUCCUUGCCUGUUAGCUCACAGACAGAUUUUCUUGCUCUUGCCUUACGUGUCCAGGUUUACUGACAAGCAUCAGUCUAAAGAACUGGACUUCCCUGGCCUGCCUUGGCAUCUUGUAGGGCAACUAGAAUGGCCUCAGUACCAACUCUUUAGAGGUCAAAUGAUGUACUUCCUUUGCCUAUUACUAGUAUUACUUUCUCCAGUUUGGAAAACAGGAGAAGUAAGAGGAACAGGAAAAGUAGCAAAAUGGAAGAUCAGUUCUUUUGUUCUUUUCAUUUGGAGGAUUCACUUUUUAUUUUAUAAUCUUAGGUUUUUCUCUUCUUUCAACUUUGCACAGCCUUGAGUUACCUGUGUCUCCUGAAAAAUCCAGAAAUUGGCAUAAAGAAUAUUAUUUCUUUCCCCAUUACAACCUUUGAAGCUGAAAGAGUAGAGAGAAAAAAA